AUGCGCAUCUUCGGGAGUCUAAGGGCCGCCAUCACCAUCGGCCUCGCCACAAUAACAGCGGCCUCAUCACACGCCCGCCCGCCGCUGAGAAGCAUUGCGCUUGCCAAGAAUGCCGACAUCCUCACACAAACACACCGCGUCACCGCCAUAUCGACCUUCGACCUCGCUUUCGACGUGUCCGGGCAGCGCAUCCGCCUCAGCCUCGAGCCCAACCACGACCUCUUUGUAGACGGCGGGCAAAUAACACACCUCCACGCCGACGGCUCCAUAGCACGCCAAGAGCCGAUAGAGCGGUUACAACACAAAGUCUACAAGGGCACAGCAUGGAUGAAGAGGGGAAACCGUUGGGACAAUGUUGGCUGGGCCCGGAUAGGGAUACGCAAGGACGGGCUGGAACCGCUGUUUGAGGGCACUUUCACCGUGAACCACGACCACCACCAUGUCAAGACGGCAUCGAGUUACAAGUCGACGCGACAGGCCGAAGACCCGGAUGUUGAUCUGCGCGACAAGGAGUACAUGGUUGUCUUCCGCGAUUCGGACAUGGGCAAAUUCGACGAGCACACGGAGCUGAGGAAGAGAGGAGACAACGUCGGAUGUCCAUCUGACGACCUUAUCUUCAACACGCAGGAGGACCACCCAGUGUAUGCCAGUAUGCGCGCCCGAGACGAAUCCUCCGCCAUGUCGCCAUCCCUCAUCUCAGCCAUGUUCAAGCGCCAGGACGACCUUCAGCCCGGAGGCAACGGCGCAGGUGUCGACCUUUCCUCCACCAUUGGCAGCACUGUCGGAUGCCCCGGUACCCGCAAGGUCGCGCUCGUGGGUGUGGCCGCUGACUGUACAUAUGUCAGUUCCUUCAAUGGAGACAAGAACAGGACGCAGACAAACAUCAUAGACGCCAUGAACCAGGCUUCCGAACUGUUCGAGAGCACAUUCAACAUCUCCCUCGGUCUGGCUAAUGUGCUCAUCACCGAGCCCGAGUGCCCGACAUCGCAGCAGCAAGCGACACCCUGGAAUCAAGGCUGCAACAGCCAAAUUACUAUCCAAGACCGUCUGAACCAAUUCUCCCAGUGGAGAGGACAGCAAGACGACACCUUCUCCCACUGGACUCUGCUCUCCACCUGCAACACCGGAUCUGCUGUCGGACUGGCGUGGCUUGGACAGGCUUGUACAACAGGCUCCCAGGGUAACAGUGGGAACUCUGGCGAGACUGUCGCUGGUGCCAACGUUGUCAUCAAGACAGGCACUGAGUGGCAAGUUAUUGCCCACGAAACAGGUCACACCUACGGCGCAGUGCACGACUGCACCUCCGACUCUUGUGGAAACAGCGAUGUGGUCAGCGCACAACAAUGCUGCCCCCUUAGCCAAACCUCCUGUGAUGCCAAUGGCGGCUUCAUUAUGAACCCUUCCACAUCUCCCGGCAUUUCACGCUUCUCCGCCUGUUCUAUCGGCAACAUCUGCUCUGCGCUCGGACGCAACAGUGUCAAAUCUCAGUGUCUCACCAAUAACCGUGACGUCACUCUUCUCACCGGCCAAAGAUGCGGUAACGGUAUCGUUGAAGGGGACGAGGAGUGCGAUUGCGGUGGCACCUCAGGCUGUGAGGGCAACUCAUGCUGCGAUCCCGAGACCUGCCGGUUCAUCAACAACGCCGUUUGCGACGAUUCCAAUGAGGACUGCUGCCGCGACUGCCAGUUCGCUUCCGCAACCACUGUCUGCCGUAAUUCCGUUGGCGAGUGUGACCCCCAAGAAACUUGUACUGGAACCUCACCAUACUGUCCUGAAGAUCAGACCAGGGACGAUGGUUCAAGCUGCGGCAACGGCCUCAGCUGUGCCUCCGGACAGUGCACGAGCAGAGACAUGCAGUGCAAAACCAUCAUGGGUAGUUACACGCAGAGCAACGACACAUAUGCUUGCGACAACAGCAACUGCAUGCUCAGCUGUGCAAGCCCAGAGUUUGGAGCAAGGUGCUAUGGACUUCAGCAGAAUUUUCUUGAUGGAACAAGCUGUACCGGUGGGGGUAGAUGCAGUAACGGUGUCUGCGAAGGCGGCUCCGUUGGCCGAGAAAUUACCACAUGGAUCGACCGCCAUCUCUCUGUUGUCAUCGGCGUCGCCGCGGGAGUCGGUGGCGCCCUCCUCCUCUGCAUCUUCUGCUGCUGCUGGCGCUCCUACCGUCGUCGUUCAAAACUCAAGAAAUACGCUGCUGCUCAUCCGCCAAUGCCUUACCAAAGCAGCGGAAGGCGGAAUCGAAGCGGACCCAUGGGUCCCCCGCCUAUGGGUCAAUAUAACAAUGGCUUUGCCCCUCCUCCUGGUCCUCCACCACCUCAAGGAUCGUCAGGGCCGUGGACACCGAAUCCGCACGCGCCGAACGGGAACGUUCCUAUGCCGCCGCCGGUACAUAGAAGUAGUGUGCGGUAUACUUUUGACAUCAUCGGCGAACUGUUCUAUGGCCGAGCCUUUGGCUUUUUAGAUGAAGGAAAAGACCAAAACGAUUGGAUCAAGUCGCUCGACAAGAUGAUACCAUUUGUGUGCUUGAUGGGUGUUGCACCUCCACUCUUGAGGCCACUUGUUGGUAUAGGUACCAUGCUUACAGCUGCUGGUCAGGACAUUAGGAAUGGCGUAAAAAACAUUGGCUCCUCUUCCGCACGCCUCAUGAAGGAAGCUUACGCAUCCCGUCAUGAAGUGAAUAGAACAGACAUGGCGCAACAGGUUUUCGACAUCUACGAAAAGAACGGCGAAAAGGUGGAUUUCACUUGGGGUGACGUCGAACAGGAAUCCUACGGUGCACUUUUUGCAGGCAGCGAUACAACUGCUAUCGCCUUCCGAUCGUUGUUCUAUCAUUUGAUGCACAGCCCCAAUACCUAUGCUCGUCUCGAGAAAGAGGUUGACGAGGCUGUCAAGGAAGGCCGCAUGAAUUUGCCGCCGACGUACAAGCAGGCGAGUCAGCUUCCUUAUCUGUGUGCGUGUAUCAAGGAGGCGCUCAGGAUUCACCCUGGAGCACAGCUCUCCCUACCACGAACCGUUCCACGCGGGGGCAUGGAACUCUGCGGACAAUUCGUUCCCGAAGGCUACGUUGUUGGAAUCAAUGCAGCAGUUAUGCAUUUUGACCAGCGAGUCUUCGGCCAGGAUGCCGAUGACUUCAAUCCUGACCGCUGGAUGGAUCCGGUGCGCGCGAACCAAAUGGACAAGUAUAUGAUGUCAUUCGGGGGCGGAACGAGGACCUGUAUAGGGAAGAAUAUUGCACUGCUUGAAUUGCAUAAGCUGUCGCCGCAGUUGGUCUGGAACUAUCGCUUCGAGUUCUAUGAUGCGGGACAGACACGAUGGCAUACAAGAAACACCUUCUUUGCGAGGCAGGAGGGUGUGGUUGUACGGGUACAAGCUCGGAAGCAUCAAUAUAAUUCGGUUAAGCUUCUUGGAAUGGAAUGA
Alternaria atra is the source of this 3417-nucleotide messenger RNA. RefSeq lists its product as uncharacterized. Bases 1 to 3417 code for a protein of 1138 amino acids. The transcript has 4 exons. Gene Ontology annotation, biological process: proteolysis. NCBI's taxonomy places the organism in Eukaryota, Fungi, Ascomycota, Dothideomycetes, Pleosporales, Pleosporaceae. Gene Ontology annotation, molecular function: oxidoreductase activity, acting on paired donors, with incorporation or reduction of molecular oxygen; monooxygenase activity; iron ion binding. The record is from RefSeq and is a predicted model, not a curated record.